Molecule: messenger RNA, 1086 nt
Organism: Eurytemora carolleeae
Lineage: Eukaryota; Metazoa; Arthropoda; Copepoda; Calanoida; Temoridae
Product: homeobox protein SIX6
Exons: 8
Coding region: 294-1028 (244 amino acids)
Biological process (GO): regulation of transcription by RNA polymerase II
Cellular component (GO): nucleus; transcription regulator complex
Molecular function (GO): RNA polymerase II cis-regulatory region sequence-specific DNA binding; DNA-binding transcription factor activity, RNA polymerase II-specific
Source: RefSeq, a predicted model, not a curated record
GUAUAUCCCGCCUUACAGUGCGGGACAGGGGGAGAUCAUUAUCUGCGAGUGAGCCCAGUUUGUAAACAGUAGACAAACAGUGUAUUUGUGGUGGGGCACUGAUACCCUAGUAUACAGAUAAAUACAGUGUACAGUAGUGUUUACAAUAUACAUGUACAUCAACAUAUAAAAUCUUGAUUACAACAAUAAUAAUAAACAAAGUGUGAAUAAUUGUACUUUUCCAACCCGUGAAUUUAUGUCUUUUUAACAGUGUGUUAGAUUAAAAUUUUCGGAGAAGAUAUCACGUUGAUAGAAUGAGUUCUGAAGAUGGAGGCAGUGAUACAGACAGCCUUAUUCGCCUUCAGAGUCCGCCUGGCGAAAGAGCGGAUGUUACACGCCCCCCGGGCACACCCCCACACUAUGCCACGCCUAGUCCUGAUAAGAAGAUGUGGGGCGGGCCUAUGAUGCCGACACCCCUCCUCGCACUUCCAACACUAAAUUUUUCAGUAACUCAGGUUGCUACAGUGUGUGAAACUUUGGAGGAGAGUGGUGAUAUUGAGAGAUUAGGAAGGUUUCUUUGGAGUCUUCCUGUAGCACAUCCUAACGUUGAGGAAUUAAACCAAAGUGAAAGUGUACUUCGGGCUAGAGCAAUAGUAGCAUUUCAUCUUGGAAACUUUAGGGAAAUGUAUGAUAUAUUAGAAAAUAAUAAAUUUUCGAACAAGGAGAACAGUCAUGCUAAACUACAAACUCUUUGGUUAGAAGCACAUUAUCAGGAGGCAGAAAAAUUACGAGGGCGACCCCUGGGACCAGUAGACAAAUACAGGUACAAGUACAGUACAGUACAGUACAGUACAGUACAGUACAGUACAGUACCGUACAGUACAAGAACACGCAGUUUGCUUCGGGAAUGGUAUUUACAAGAUCCGUAUCCAAACCCGAGUAAGAAGCGAGAACUGGCCCAGGCAACAGGGUUAACACCGACUCAGGUUGGAAACUGGUUUAAAAACCGACGUCAAAGGGAUCGGGCUGCGGCCGCCAAAAAUAGGUAACUUAUAUUUUUAUCUUUUUGGUUUCAUUUCUUAUAUAUCUACGAGAUAAUGUACGUUU